UUUGGAAUCAAAACAAUACUGCUCGCAAUAUGGCUUUGCUUAAAGCAGCUAAAUUAAGUGGAUUUAACUUUCUUAUCCAAAGCAAUUUGAGAUCAUUCAGUGUAACAACAGCGUGCAACCUUAAAGAGAUCAAAGAAACGCUGCAAAAGGAUCGUCUCUCAAUCAGCGCCGAUUACGUUGCCUCACCCAGAACCGGUCAACUGCUCAAAGAGGUUGCCGAAGCCAAACAAAGUGGAAAACAAUUCUGUCCCAAGUGUACGCUGGGCCUGGACGUCAAGCAUACGGAUGUUUUGAUUCUGAGCCAGUUUCUCCGAAGCGAUGGCUGUAUGCUACCACGUCGGGUGACGGGGUUAUGUAAGCGUCAACAGCGCCGAAUGGGAGCCCUUGUUAUCAUGGCACAGAAAGCGGGUCUAAUGCCGAACAUGAACCCAUCGUGGAGCAAGCGUGACCCCAAGCAGCGAUAUCAGUGGAAGAAGUACAACAAAUACUUUGACGAAAGUACCAUAAAAUGUUAGAAAUAAAUUUAUUGUGAAUAAAAUACAGAUUAACACAGCGGAAUGGGUUAUU
Messenger RNA from Sabethes cyaneus, 567 nucleotides. RefSeq names its product 30S ribosomal protein S18 (gene mRpS18A). The coding region runs from base 30 to 515 and encodes 161 amino acids. NCBI's taxonomy places the organism in Eukaryota, Metazoa, Arthropoda, Insecta, Diptera, Culicidae. The transcript is spliced from 2 exons. Gene Ontology annotation, biological process: mitochondrial translation. Gene Ontology annotation, molecular function: structural constituent of ribosome; small ribosomal subunit rRNA binding. The record is from RefSeq and is a predicted model, not a curated record. Gene Ontology annotation, cellular component: mitochondrial small ribosomal subunit; ribosome.